AUGAAGAGCGCAUCCCUUUUCCUUAUCUACUGCCUGAUCACCAGCGGCUUCGCCAAGCCGCCGGUGUUCCUCAGCUAUCAGGACAGCCUGGGCCAGUACAGCUUCGGCUACAGCGCGCCAGGAUCGGCCAGGUCGGAGGUCAGGACGUCCAACGGCGCGACCAGAGGCACUUACAGCUACGUCGACGGAACCGGCGUCAUCCAGACGGCGCAGUACUUCGCCGACGGCGAGAAUGGAUUUCAGGUAAUCGCGACGAAUCUCCCGCAGGCGCCGCUCCCGGUCCAGGACACGCCGGAGGUGAUGGCCGCGCGCACGGCGCAUCUUCAGGCCCUGGAACUGGCGAGCAAGCGGGACGAGGAGGCUCAUCAGCAUCAUAAGGGAAAUCAGGCGGACGCGCGCGUAAAGAAGAUCGAGGUGGAGCAGAGUGGCGCGAGUCUUCUCAGGCCGCGAGAACGACUGCAGGGAGCUGAGAUCACGAAAGUUCCAUUGAACGAGGGGGAGGGAAAAGCGUUGGAGAACGCGAAGAGCGUCGAGCCGAAGGACAGCGACGAGACUCUGCAGGCGGUUGCCUCGGGAAGCGGCGAGAAGGCGAGCGAGAAGAGCACGCAGAAGGAAUCCGCCGGAAGUGUAUCGCAGAAAAUUAUCGGCGGCGCAAGUAUCCCAGCGAUCCCAUUAAUCUCCUCGUACGUGCCGCUAUCUCAGGCGUCGUCGGGACAACACGCGGUGCCGGUAUUUCGGAUCUCCUAUGGGAACUACGAGCUCGAGCCCUCCGUCAUACCGGAGUCAUCGAUCGCCGAAGGCGCUUCCGGUGUAAUCACGCCCGCGGCAACGGUCCUGAAGAGCGGAACGACGAUCUCGGUCGAUGGAGUAGCGACGCCGAAAAAGCAGCAGCAGCAGCAGCAACAGCAGCAGCAACAGCAGCAGCAACAGCAGCAGCAGCAACUUACGACUGAAAAGGUUCGCGCCGUCAAUCCCCUGUCGAUCGCGCCGCUGAGCGUGAUCCCGCUGACUUCGUCGCAGCCGAACGUCCUCAGAUACGUACCGUCGACGUCUCUCUACUAUGUCGUAGUACCAGAAGUAGCCUGGAAAGUGUAGCGCAAUUAGCGCGCGGGAGGCUGGAAUAAAAUGCUUGAACGAUCUGAAAUGAUCAAACUCGAUCUCGGGGUUCCUUUUCGUUUUUUUUUUCCGUUUGUCAAGAUGUUUUUAUUCUUCUUUACAAAAUAAUGCAGGAUAUUGUGGGACGAAUACAACAGAGUGGUACACAUAUGGGAUCGAUACUAAAAGGAUAAAGGAUUAAUCAAAAUCAGCAUCGUCGUCGCCAUCGCCGUCAACACCGUCAUGGAGACAUUGGUAUAGCGUGAGAAGUAAUGCUAGAUAUAUAAAUGAGACGUAUAUUAAACAGUAAUAUACCUAAAGAGAGAAAAAAAAGAAAUCUGACGCAGCUUCUUAUACUAUCGAGUUAACCGAUGAGGGAGCCUAAUUAAGAAUCAAUGUAAGAUGUCCGAUAUAAUAAAGUCACGAAACUACUACACAACA
Molecule: messenger RNA, 1536 nt
Organism: Wasmannia auropunctata (little fire ant)
Lineage: Eukaryota; Metazoa; Arthropoda; Insecta; Hymenoptera; Formicidae
Product: regulatory protein zeste-like
Exons: 4
Coding region: 1-1095 (364 amino acids)
Cellular component (GO): chitin-based extracellular matrix
Molecular function (GO): structural constituent of chitin-based larval cuticle
Source: RefSeq, a predicted model, not a curated record